AUAAAGUUUUAUUUUGAACCAUCAUGGCGACGCGCAUCGUCGCGCCAGUUGUCAUAUGCUCUUCAAAUAUUUUACUGAAAAACACAUUUUUGAAGAAAACUUGCUUCCUGUUGAGCACUUGCACUGCAACACGUAAUUGGAGGUCGUUCGGUUCAUCCCGCUCCCGUCACUGUCCUGCCUCCGAUGGCUGUGACAUUGUAGGUCACUUUGAUCGCCUGGUUCAAGCUGGAUCUCUGAGGAGAGAUGCCCAGCAGAGACGGGUCGUCCUGCGGCUGGCUCAGCUGCAGCUGACGCUGAAAACGUACAGCAACCGCAUUUACCUGAAGUCAACAACCCUGGAGUCAAAAGAUGAGAGCAACCAUGGAAAAUCCUCAAUAUUUACAGCUGUAAUUAGUAGAGGUGCCCCCGCACCACCUCCCAAAGGCUUCUACAUAUACGGAGACGUCGGCACGGGGAAGACCAUGCUCAUGGAUCUGUUUUACUCCCACGUGGAGCACAGCUGCAAAAAAAGAGUGCACUUCAACGCCUUCAUGUUGGACAUCCACAGAAGGAUCCAUCAGAGGAAACAAAGCCUGCCAAAACGAAGGCUGGGGAACAUGGUCACCUAUGACCCCAUAUCGCCGGUUGCCAUGGAAAUAGCCAAUGAGACCAGUCUGUUGUGUUUUGAUGAGUUUCAGGUGACCGACAUCGCUGACGCGGUGAUUCUGAAGCAGCUGUUCGGGACGCUGUUCAGAACUGGAGUGGUGGUCGUGGCCACGUCCAAUAGAUGCCCUGACGAUCUGUACAAAAAUGGACUUCAGAGGGACACCUUCCUGCCUUUCAUCCACGUGCUGAAGAAUUACUGUCACACCGUCUGCCUGGACUCUGGGAUUGAUUACAGGACUUUGGAUCAACCUACGGCUGGAAAACUCUACUACCUCUCAGGGGAGCCCGGUGCAGAGGCCCACCUGGAUUCCCUGUUCGAGGAGCUAACGUUAAGACAAAAGACUGUUACGGCUCCGCGGGUGAUUACGGUGCUGGGCCGACGUUUGACUCUGCGGAGGACCUGCGGAUCUGUCGCCGACUGCACCUUCGAUGAGCUGUGUGGCCGACCUCUGGGCGCCAUCGACUACCUGGAGAUAGCGCGGCUUUUCGACACCGUUUUUAUCCGCCACGUCCCCACGCUGACUUUGUCCCUGAAGGACCAAGUCCGACGCUUCACCACCCUCAUAGACAACCUCUACGACCACAAGGUGAGAGUGGUGCUGCUGGCCGCCGCUCCUUUAGACCGACUGUUUGUCCACACUGGAGGGGAGGACGAGAGGGAUCGGCAGCUCCUGGAUGACCUCGGCCUCAGCGGGGAAGCGGCAGAGCGCCUCACGCUGUUUACUGCCGAGGAGGAGAUCUUUGCCUUCCAGAGGACCGUAUCCCGACUCCGGGAGAUGCAGACGGAGUCCUACUGGAUGGAUGGAGAUCGCAGUGACACAAAUAGACACCUCAAAUCCUGACGUGAUCAGAAAUCAUGUCAAAAGCAACAUAAAACCUCAUUAUGGAUCCAUAUUGGGAGUUUUUGAGGAACACAAAAAAUAUAGAUAUAAUAAGCAAAACUAAUUUAAUGCUAAUAAAGUACUGUAUUUAUUUGUU
Messenger RNA from Oryzias melastigma (Indian medaka), 1623 nucleotides. RefSeq names its product AFG1 like ATPase b (gene afg1lb). The transcript is spliced from 13 exons. The record is from RefSeq and is a predicted model, not a curated record. Lineage: Eukaryota; Metazoa; Chordata; Actinopteri; Beloniformes; Adrianichthyidae. Gene Ontology annotation, cellular component: mitochondrion; cytoplasm. The coding region runs from base 24 to 1487 and encodes 487 amino acids. Gene Ontology annotation, molecular function: ATP binding; ATP hydrolysis activity.